GUUACAAUGGCCGAUAUUCCACUGCCCGAAAAAUAAUUACAGUUAAAAUCGUGCUUGAAUAUAUAUGUUAAAUAUAUUUAUAUACAAUUCAAAUACACACACGAAGGUUGCGACUGUGAAAUUGUGUUUACCGCGACAUAAACAACAACAAAUUUGAAAAGAUGGCCAAUAAAGAAAAAGAGGGGGCCAUUAACAAUUCCUAUGAAUUGGAUCAUAAUGAUAUGGAUGUAAACAAAUCUGACUUUAAUAAGACUGACUUUCAAGUUGACAACAUACAUGAUCAUGAUCCUGUGGAGAAUGGAGAGAUCAUCGCAGCGAAACCUGAAAGCAAACUCCCUCGCUGGGUUAAAAUUGGACUUCAUCUGGUGCUCCAAGGACUUAUAAUUGCCUACUUCUGCUAUGCCACUUAUUACUACCAUGAUUUAAACAAAUAUGAUUGUCAUUAUUACCAACCCUCAAACCCGCUGAUGUGUGGCAUACGCUUCUGUACUGGAUAUGGCAUGCUCGUCCUGCUCCUGGGCUUCAUCUACUUGGGCCUGUUCUAUUACCAAAUAUUCAAGCCGAAGUUAGGACGACAUCUGCACAAGAACUAUCUGCAUCCAGCCUCUGUGAAGUGGCACCGUUUCAGCAGAACCCGCGUGGUAUCAACAGUCUUGAUAAUCAUAUUGCUUAUCAUCUUGGGCAUAUUCCUGUUCUUUGAGACCAGGGAUGAACCGCAGAAAUUGGUCUCCUUGGUGGCACCCUGUUUCUUUAUAUUCUGCGGAUUUCUGUUCUCCACCAAACGGAGUGCCAUCAAGUGGCGCAUUGUGGUAACGGGAAUCACCUGCCAGUUUCUGCUUGGCGUCUUUUGCAUACGCUGGACGGUGGGUCGACAGAUCUUCGAGUGUCUGGGCAACAAGGUGGCCACAUUUUUGGACUAUGCCACAGAUGGUGCACGCUUUGUGUUCGGCGACUUUUUGAUUGACACAAAGACCUUUGCCUUUGGCAUAUUGCCCGUGAUCUUUUUCUUCAGUUUCUUCAUAUCGGUCCUCUACUAUCUGGGCACCAUGCAGUGGGUGGUCAUCAAACUGGGCUGGAUACUGCAACAGAUCUUGGGCACAACUGUCUGCGAGAGCGUUACAGCAGCGGCUAACAUAUUUCUGGGCAUGUCCGAGAGUCCCAUGCUCAUCCGACCCUAUAUCAAUAAGCUGACCAAGAGCGAAAUACACAGUAUUAUGGUAUCGGGCUUUGCCACAGUUUCCGGUACUGUGCUGGCAGCAUAUCUAUCCUUUGGUGCCUCAGCAGCUCACUUGAUCACAUCCUCGGUGAUGGCAGCACCCGCCACAUUGGCCAUAUCCAAGUUGUACAUGCCCGAAACGGAAGUUAGCCAAACGUCAAGUGAUACCAUACAGUUGGAGAAAUCCGAGGACUCCUCCUUGUUGGAUGCAGCUUCUAGUGGCGCCUCCAAUGCUGUGCCCAUUGUUCUUGGUAUUAUUGCCAAUAUUGUGGCAUUUGUCGCAUUCGUUGCGUUCCUUAAUGGCGUUGUCAGUUGGCUGGGCUUUCUCAUUGGACACGAGGAGAUUGACUUUGAAUGGCUGUUCUCCAAGCUUUUUAUACCGCUUGCCUGGGCUAUGGGCGUGCCAUGGGAUGAUUGCGAUAUUAUUGCCAAAGUGGUGGCCUCAAAGACCAUCAUCAAUGAGUUUGUCGCCUACGAACGUCUUGGCCAAUAUAUUGACAAUGGUGAUAUUUCCGCUCGCAGUGCUGGCAUUGCCACAUUUGCCAUCUGCGGCUUUGCCAAUCCCAGUUCGCUGGGCAUUCUCAUCGGAUCGCUGAGUGCUAUGGCUCCCAAACGACGUGCCACAAUUACCACGGUCGCUUUUAGAGCUUUUAUUGUGGGCAGCAUCGUUUGUUUCAUCUCUGCCAGUUUUGCAGGCAUUUUGAUACAAGAUGCUGAGGAACAGUAUCACUAUGAUAAAAUAUUUGAAAAAUUGGGACGCAGAAAUAUAACUAUGGUCUAGUCUUUAUUGUGGCAAAGCUACGGCUUCCUCAUAUUAGUAAAUAUAUUUAUUUAACUAAAAUU
Messenger RNA from Drosophila innubila, 2059 nucleotides. RefSeq names its product solute carrier family 28 member 3 (gene CNT2). The transcript has 9 exons. The coding region runs from base 162 to 1997 and encodes 611 amino acids. The record is from RefSeq and is a predicted model, not a curated record. Gene Ontology annotation, biological process: nucleoside transmembrane transport. Gene Ontology annotation, cellular component: membrane. Lineage: Eukaryota; Metazoa; Arthropoda; Insecta; Diptera; Drosophilidae. Gene Ontology annotation, molecular function: nucleoside:sodium symporter activity.